Molecule: messenger RNA, 1042 nt
Organism: Balaenoptera ricei (Rice's whale)
Lineage: Eukaryota; Metazoa; Chordata; Mammalia; Artiodactyla; Balaenopteridae
Gene: JTB
Product: jumping translocation breakpoint
Exons: 5
Coding region: 437-877 (146 amino acids)
Biological process (GO): mitotic cytokinesis
Cellular component (GO): cytoplasm; midbody; spindle
Source: RefSeq, a predicted model, not a curated record
UUCCCAGGGAGCAGCGGGCGGAAGACUACGAGGCCCAUCAGGCAAGCCAAGGGCCUCUUCUUCCGAUGACUGGCCUAGCUCUGGCAAACCUGCCCGUGUCCAGGAUCCUCCGCGCGCAAGAUGGAGGCGCCGGGAGCGGAAGCGGAGCUAAGGAGGUGCUAGGCUCUACGCCCCCUCGGCCUUCCGUGAGGACCGUACCUGUCCGAAGAAGGAAGCUCACGGUCCUACCCAGCAAAUGCGUAUUGCCUUUUCUCGCCGUGACCAUGGGGGCGUACUGAAAGAGCCUUUGAUCUGAUAGGCAACCCCAGCCUUUCGCAGCCCUGACUUGGAACCUCCCCGAGGACUGCAGUGUAAGCGCGGUCUUUGCGUUCCGACCGAGGCACGAGGCCAGUCAGGCAGGUUCCUCUGUCCCGACAGGUGGGACACUGAGCACUCCAUGCCAGCGGGCGCAGGGAGGCGUGGCCUCCCCCAGGGCCGCCACCUCUGCUGGUUGCUCUGCGCUUUCACUUUAAGGCUCUGCCAAGCAGAAGCUCCCGUGCGGGAGGAGAAGCUGUCAGUGAGCACCUCAAAUUUGCCGUGCUGGCUGGUGGAAGAGUUUGUGCUGGCGGAAGAGUGUGCUCCAUGUUCUAAUUUCCAGGCUAAAACCACCCCCGAGUGUGGCUCCACCGGGUAUGUGGAGAAAAUCACAUGCAGCUCAUCUAAGAGGAGCGAGUUCAAAAGCUGCCGCUCAGCUCUGAUGGAACAACACUUAUUCUGGAAAUUCGAAGGGACUGUCAUAGGUGUGGCCUUGGUCUUUGCUUGCCUUGUCAUUGUUCGUCAGCGACAACUGGACAGAAAGGCGCUGGAAAAGGUCCGGAAGCAAAUUGAGUCCAUAUAGCUACCUCCUCCCCUUUCAUCUGGGUCUUAGAGACCCUGCCUCAGACAGAAAGUGGGAUGAACUGACUCGUGCCGCUGGUUCUCUGGAACCUUGCGGUGGCACCCCCUUUCUCCCAUCUUCCUCGUCUAAAUCAUUAAUGAGCAGAAUAAAAAGAGUAAAAUCGUU